GAGCCCGCCGCCGAGCCGACCCCGCGGACGAGCUGCUUGCUGUCUUCGCGAGCCCCUGGCUUUGAGAUGCGCCGCUGGCGGGCCCUUGCCAGCUCCAGGUGCGUGUGGAGAACCUCAGGAGCCUGCGUGCGAGAUGUUUGUGGAGCUUAACACCAUGGAGCUCUUCAGAAUAUACCACUGAAGAAUAUGAUGGCUGAAAACAACUUAAAAAUGCUGAAGAUUCAGCAACGUGUAGCAAACAGACUGCCUAGGAACAGGCCGUAUAGUUGCAAUAUUUGUUUGAAGCACUUUGAAACACCAUCAAAAUUAGCUAGGCAUUAUCUCAUUCAUACCGGUCAAAAGCCGUUUGAAUGUGAUGUAUGCCAUAAAAACUUUAGACAACUAGUUCAUCUGGAGAGACACCAGUUAACUCACAAUCUGCCUUUUAGUUGUACUAUUUGCCAACGCCACUUUAAAAAUCUGAAGACAUUUGUGAAGCAUCAGCAACUUCACAAUGAAUCCUAUCACAAUGAUGUUAAAGUCAGAAGAUUGCUCGAGACCAAGCAAGAGAAGCCUGUGUAUGGAAUGUAUAAUACUUUUGCUUCAGAGGAAAGACGGGCACUACACGCAUGCUCUAAGUCUGAUCCCACAUACAGCACUACAAAGAGAAGAAAGCAUAUUCAUGCGUGUACAAUCUGUGGCAAAAUGUUUCCAUCACAAUCAAAACUUGAUAGGCAUGCACUUAUUCAUACUGGGCAGAGGCCUUUUAAAUGUGUCCUGUGCAGUAAAUCUUUCCGACAGUCAACUCACUUAAAAAUCCACCAACUCACACAUUCAGAAGAAAGACCUUUUCAAUGUUGUUUUUGUCAAAAAGGAUUUAAGAUUCAAAGCAAACUUCUGAAGCAUAAACAAAUCCACACUAGGAAUAAGACUUUUCAGAGUCUUUCUAUAAAAGUAAAGAGUCCUGAAUCAUGUCCACUACCCAAUAAAUUAAAUGCAAAGCAGGAUGCUUUUGAAAAUGGUGAUAUGGGUGAAUCUGAGGAGAAUAAUCCUCUUGAUGUCCACUCUAUUUAUAUCGUCCCUUUUCAGUGUUCUGAGUGUGAAGAAUGUUUUGAGUCAGAGCAGAUUCUCAAUGGACACAAGUGUCUUCCUGCCAGAGGUGGCAAGAUUCCAAAGAGGCUCAAAAGAAGCUGUAACUAUAAGACCAUUGUUAAAAAGCUCUUGGCUAAACUUAAACGUGCUGGGGGUAAAAAAUCAGAUAACCUUCAAUCAGAGAAAAGAACAUUUAAAAGCAACUGCUUGAAAAAUUGUGAACAUCCUUCUGGUGAGCAGAACAUGGAAGAAACUCAGAGAACAUUUGUGAGUUCCCUUGGCAGACAUGGAUCAUGUAAGGCAUCUAGCAAAAAGAAGAAAACACUAACUUUGCCAUUUUCUUGGCAAAAGCAAUUCCAGAGCCAAAAUAUGGGUAAAAGUUUGCAAGGUAUCUUUACAACAGGAAGCAUAUUAACUAUGGAUGGUUCAGCGAAUAAGAAAGACUUGUCAAUCUGUGGUUCACCAGGUGAGGGAUACUUUAAUGACUGUGACAUGCUUCAGUGUGGCUUUUCAGAUUCCAGUGAAAAUGCACAUACUGGACAUAAAAUGUGCCCCUGUGACAAAUGUGAGAAAGUGUUUCCUUCUAUCUCUAAACUACAAAGACACUAUUUAAUUCAUACUGGACAGAGGCCUUUUGGCUGUAAUGUGUGUGGGAAAUCUUUCAGACAGUCAGCUCACUUAAAAAGACAUAAACUAACUCAUAUUGAAAAGAUUCCCUAUAGUUCUUUUUGGCAAGUGGACUUUGGAAAUGUGAACAAACUUUUCAUUCGUCCAAGUGAUGAUGUUAGCUAUAAUGCUUCCCAACAGUGUGACGGGCUUAGUUUCCAAAAGUAUGACGGCUCAGAGUCCAAUCAGGUAUCGGGAAUUGAAGUCAAGGCAGAACCAGAGGAUUUCCUUAUCAGUACCCACUGUAGGAACAGGCAGUCUUACCUCACUAACACACUUUUGGAGUCAGAGCAGAGCCAUCACUGUUACAGUUACUUAGGCCGUCCUGAAAGAAGUGAUGGGCUCCUUUACCAGUGCAGUGUUUGUUGUAAAAAUUUCCGAUCUCCAUCCAAACUAGAAAGACACUAUUUAAUUCACGCAGGGCAGAAACCUUUUGAGUGUUCAGUCUGUGGCAAAACAUUCAGACAAGCACCUCACUGGAAGAGACAUCAGCUCACUCACUUUAAAGAGCGACCACAAGAGAAAGUUGUUCUAGAUUCAGUUGUGUAACACAAAACUACUAAUGCAUUUGUGAUCUCUGGUGAUGUAAUACAUUUUGAGACAUUUUGCCAGAGGUCUACAUUAGGUAGAGUGACAUAGACAGCUGCUUGUCUUGCAUAAUCAGGAGUAAGUUAAAUAAAACCACAGUGUUUCAGAAACAACCCAAUGACUUGAGAAGAAAUAGAGUGGUUUGCCGUAACUAGAUAACUGAAGUUACCAGCAUUCAAACUUGGUUGUAUUAAAAGUUACAAAUCUAUCAUAUUCAAUUUGGCCUUAUUUCUUGAAUUAUUCCUUAAGACAUAGUGUGUCUCAUAUAUAUAUAUAUCCCAAGAUGAGGCCAGAAUUGCCAAUCAGCUAUAGUAAAUCACCUGCCUUUUAUUUUACAUGGACACUUAGUUCUAUUGCAAAACAUUUUUCUUACAAGUUAAAAGAUAAAAUGACAAUGGAAAUGGGUGGGGGAAAUUGCAGCUUUAAUUUUUCAUAGUGAGUUUUUGAGACUGUGUGGUAAUUUUUGCCUUCUUAGACAGAAGUGCCCCCUCCCCAUUUAGGCUGCUGUUAUUUUUCUGUAAGGAAUUUAAAAGUAAGAAGCAAGUGGGUUACACCCAUGUGUAUUUACCAUCCAAUACCAUUUAUGCUAACAAGGGUAUUUCCCAAGUGCCAUGAGCUUUUCCCAUAUGUCUGCAGUUGUAUCUUUCUAGGCACUUAAAUGCAGUGCACUUCUUUGCUCAUUAGUGUUUGACAGCAGUGGCCAGGAACAAAACUUUGCUUGAAUACUUCUUUGAGUGGCCCCAUGACAACUAAGUCUGUUCUGUUAAAUUUGAUCAAAUGACAAUAGCUAUGUAGUUUGAGUUUCAUUCCUCUUGAAAGACACUAAUACUAUAGUAUUAUUUUGAUCUUUGUUGUUCUUUCAGUUAGUAAGGAUAUUACCCCUGUAUAGGAAUAAGACGCUGAUAGAGUUCAGGACAUCAUUUUUUCCGAAGAGUUACUGCCAUGAUUUGACAAAAAUACUUCAUUUAACCCUAAUCCGUGAGAGAAGUAUCUUAGUCACAGAUAUUCCUUCACAUUGGUGGCAGUUUGUUAAAUCAUUGACUAACAUCUAAAGCAAUGCAAAGAUUAACUAUACUGCUUCUAAGGUGAAAGGAAAUAGGCUGGUGUUUAGCACACUUAAAUAUAGUGAAAAGCCUGCUCUUGGAAGUGUGGGCAGUGGAAUAAGUGUAAGUUUCGAUCAUGGUGCAAGAGCUGUACUUUGUGAGGGGAGGGAAAGGGAAAAGCUUUAAGCCAAUCGAACCUUAAGAAACUUGGGUUUAAAUUGAGGAGGUGAAAUGUGAUGGUCUGAGUAAAUAAAUACCCAGAUGAAAUACAGAUGUGCCUAUUUUUAAGUAGAGAUGUUCAUCUAACAAGGAGAGCCACAUGCUUCAAGGAAUAGCUCCUCUGCUGUUUCUUUGAGAUUUGAUGUGUGUUUUUUCCGGCACACGAAAGCUGUGGUUCACAGAAUUGGCUUUGCACAGAACUCUGGAAGGACAUGUCUGUUGGAAAAAGUCAAAGCAUAAGUAGUUCAUGUUUUCUAAGAGUAAACAGUCAAGAAUUACUUAAUGUGUGAAAUUAUGGAUUUGGGCAUUUCCCUAAGUUAUUUAUAUAAUUUUAUUUGAAGGGGAAUGCUUUACAUGUUUCUUUCCCACCCAAACAGGGAGAGUUGAAUGUUGUGCUCGUAUGACUAUUAAUCUUUGCCUGAGUAAUAAUAAGGUACCUUUUUUGUUUUGUUUUGGAUUUUUUUUUUUGGCUCAUGCCUUUUAAAGCUGUUUCAUAUUGAAAGUUGGAAUAUUGUAAAAAUUUUGUCAAGAGAUGUACUGUAGUGCUAUUUGAAGUACCUGUAACAAAAUACUUACCUUACUAUCAUUGCAAGCUUCUAAUGGGAACUGUAGAAGUGAAAAUAAAGUGUGAAUUUAUGUUCAGAUAAACAUGUUAAAUGAUUUGUUGCAUGCUAGAACUGUACUUAUUGUUGACUCAAUUAUUUUGAUUUUCUGGAAAAAAUAAACUUUAUAAAUAUCUUUUAAGAGAA
This is a messenger RNA of Cricetulus griseus (Chinese hamster), 4336 nucleotides long. NCBI's taxonomy places the organism in Eukaryota, Metazoa, Chordata, Mammalia, Rodentia, Cricetidae. The record is from RefSeq and is a predicted model, not a curated record.